ACAUUGCAGAGUCUGUUGAAUGGAUUAAUGUGUUACAAACCUGAUGACCCUAUUGAAUAUUUGGAAAGCUGCUUGCAGAAGGUAAAAGAGCUUGGAGGAUCAGAAAAAGUGAAAUGGGACACUUUUGUCAGCCCAGAAAAGAAGACUCUGCCUCCACUCAAUGGAGGACAAUCGAGGAGAUCUUUUUUCAGAAAUGUGAUGCCUGAUAAUUCUAACUUCCCUUACCGACGGUAUGACCGACUCCCUCCAAUCCAACAGUUUUCUAUAGAAAGUGACACCGAUCUUUCUGAAACUGCUGAGCUAAUUGAGGAAUAUGAUGUGUUUGAUCCUGCAAGACCUCGACCAAAAAUUAUCCUUGUCAUAGGUGGCCCAGGAAGUGGUAAAGGAACACAGAGUUUGAAAAUAGCGGAACGCUAUGGAUUUAACUACAUAUCAGUUGGUGAAUUGUUAAGGAAGAAGAUCCACAGCACAAGCAGCAACAGAAAAUGGAGUCUAAUUGCGAAAAUAAUUACUACUGGAGAACUAGCCCCCCAGGAAACAACCAUAACUGAGAUCAAACAGAGAUUAAUGCAGAUCCCUGAUGAAGAGGGUAUAGUGAUCGAUGGAUUUCCCAGAGACGUUGCCCAGGCAAUCUCCUUUGAGGACCAAAUCUGUACCCCAGAUUUGGUGGUGUUCUUGGCAUGUUCCAAUCAAAGGCUCAAAGAAAGGUUACUGAAGCGUGCUGAACAGCAAGGGAGACCUGAUGAUAACCUGAAAGCUACUCAAAGAAGACUAAUGAAUUUCAAGCAAAAUGCUGUGCCACUGGUUAAAUAUUUCCAGGAGAAAGGGCUAAUUGUCACAUUUGAUGCAGACAGAGAUGAAGAAGAAGUGUUCUCUGAUAUAAGUUCAGCAGUUGACAAUAAGCUAUUUGCUAACAAAGAGGCUGCAGCAGGUGAGUUAAUGCAAGAUUAAAGAACCACAUUUUUU
Molecule: messenger RNA, 966 nt
Organism: Meleagris gallopavo (turkey)
Lineage: Eukaryota; Metazoa; Chordata; Aves; Galliformes; Phasianidae
Source: RefSeq, a predicted model, not a curated record